Molecule: messenger RNA, 2007 nt
Organism: Podospora pseudocomata
Lineage: Eukaryota; Fungi; Ascomycota; Sordariomycetes; Sordariales; Podosporaceae
Gene: PRI1
Product: p48 polypeptide of DNA primase
Exons: 2
Coding region: 364-2007 (547 amino acids)
Biological process (GO): DNA replication, synthesis of primer
Cellular component (GO): alpha DNA polymerase:primase complex
Source: RefSeq, a predicted model, not a curated record
CGCGGGCAUGUAUGUAUCAUCGGGGCGUCCAUCUUUCCUGGUUCCAGCCCUGUCAGAGACAACCAUGAGAGCCAUCUUUGCCUAUGCGUCUAUGAUGCGGUCCCGAAAGCUGCCGCUCUCAUGUAAGUGGCAGGGUUAGGGUUAUGUUCCUACCAUCCCAGCGGUACAAGUGGGGGCCACUUUACGCGCGACGCGCUCUGAGAUUCGCUCGACGCGUCCUGUCCAAAAUUCAAUGCCACCAGGGUCCCUCCCCCAACAGACAACAUUCAGCAUCGCCAUCAAGUCUCUCUGUGCCAAUCCAACAACGGCUCUUAUACUAAACUGACAGACAAUAAAGUCUUUCAAGCACCACAAAACAAAACAAUGCCUCAUUCAGAAUCAACCCCCGAACAACAAGACCCCCCAGCUCGAACUGAGCUCACCCCGACAAUGGAAGACACCACCCUCAACCUAGGCAACGGCGGUCUAACAGACGAGGACCUCCUCAUGGCCGACGUCGACGAAGUUGAAUCCCCACCCGUAGUCCCCCCCGCCGCCGUCGAGCAACAACCACCACCCUCCAGCGCCCCAGCAGAAGAAGACGCCCCCGUCGAAAUCAAGCAGGAAACCAAAUCCGACAUCAAACUCGAGGAUCUGUUCGACGGGAUGGAUUCCGACUCGGACGAUGAGUUCUCUGGCAAGAACAACCACACCAACAAAGAUCUCGUAACAGGCCAAGUACCGCCUUCAUCUCCAAUCCCAGCCGCCCCCUCCGGCGGUGGUUCCAACCCCGACCUUCUCCGCGCCUUCUACCAGCUCCUCUUCCCCUGGCGUCACUACUUCCAAUGGCUCAACCACUCCCCCACCCCCACCCCCGAUUUCAAACACCGCGAGUUCUCCCUCUGGCUUUCCGGGGGUGUCGUCUUCCGCUUCCAAUCCUACGCCACCCUCGACCUCCUCCGCAAAGACGUCUUCAAGCACCUCCCCGAGCGCAUCGAGAUCGGCCCCAUCUACACAGCCAACCCCCGCGAUCGAAAGACGUUUCGCAACUCGAGCGCCUUCAAGCCAGUGGCGAAGGAGCUCUGCUUUGACAUCGAUCUGACGGACUACGACGAUGUUCGGACGUGCUGCGACAAGGCGAACAUUUGUGGGAAGUGCUGGCGGUUCAUCACCAUGGCGAUCAAGGUGCUGGGGGUGGCGCUGAAAGAGGACUUUGGGUAUGAGCAUGUCAUGUGGGUGUACAGCGGGAGGAGAGGCGCGCACGCUUGGGUCUGUGAUCGCAAGGCGAGGGGGUUGGAUGAUCACAAGAGGAAGGCGAUUGGGAAUUAUUUCUCGGUGGUCAAGGGGGGGGAGAAGACGGGGAAGAGGGUUAAUGUCAGGAGGCCUUUGCAUCCGCAUCUGGCGAGGAGUUUGGGGAUUCUCAAGGAGCACUUUUUGACGGAUGUGCUUGAGGGGCAGGACCCGUGGAGGGAGGAGGAUAGGGCGGAGAAGCUGUUGAUGUUGCUUCCUGAUGUUAAGCUGAGGGUGGCGCUGAAGGAGAAGUGGGAGGCUAAUCCGGGGCGGUCGUCGGUGGUCAAGUGGGGGGAUAUUGAUUCGGUGGCCAAGACGAUGGGGAGUGUGAAUACGAAGGAUUUGUUGGAGGCGAAGCAGGAUAUCGUGCUGGAGUAUACGUAUCCACGGCUGGAUAUUUUGGUUACGGAGCAAAAGACGCAUUUGUUGAAGAGUCCGUUUGUGGUGCACCCUGGGACCGGGAGGGUUUGUGUGCCGAUUGAUACGGAUGAUCUGGACGGGUUUGAUCCGUUGGGUGUGCCGACGAUUGGGGGGUUGGUGAAUGAGAUUGAUACGGCGGGUGGGGUGGUGAAGAAGGAGGGGGAUGAUGAAGACAGAAGGGGGGCCGAGUGGGAGAGGACGAGUAUCAAGCCUUAUAUUGAUCAGUUCAGGGGGUUUGUGCAUGGGCUGUUGAGGGAGGAGAGGGAGUUUGCGAGGGUGAAGAGGGAGAGGGAGGAGGAGGGGGGCCUGGACUUUUAG